AUGGCUGCUCGCUGGUCAACCUUGCUCACUGCGGCGGCAGCUCUGUGCCAGACGACGCUCGGGGAGCCCAUCUUACGCGAGGCCGUUUCGUUCCAAGGCCCCUUUGAAGUCGAGAAGAACGGCAUCCAGAACAUCAACAUUGACUACAAUGGCUCUCUGGACGGCGAGCUGUCUAUCGUCUACGGUGCCUGUGGCUUAAAGGCCCCCUUUGAAGCGCACCACAAGAUCGGCAGGACGCACAUCGGAUCGCACCCUGCCGCCAAGCGCCAUCUGGACUGGACCGACCAAAGGCCCACCAAGUUCGUCUGGCUGGUGCCAGAUGAUGUCUCCUCGGGUUGCCUGCACGCCUUUGUGGACGACCAGCUCGUCGGCCGCUCGGCGGAGCACGUCGUCAAGAGCCGCAAGGUCAGGAAGCGCGCGACCUUCGCCGAAGCCACGGACCCGAUGGGACCGUGGUUCGACGGCGUCGAGUACCUCAAGCAGAAGCAGCCCGACGAGGUGUUUGUCGCAUCAGUCAAGAACAAGACCUUUGGCAUCUUGGGCGCCGGCAUUUCCGGUCUGCACACCGGUCUGCUGCUCGACUCUGUCGGUAUUCACAACUGGAAGAUCCUCGAGUCCUCCGAGAGAAUCGGAGGCCGCAUUCGCACCACGUACCUGAACGGAUCAACACCUGACGAGCACCAGCACCACGAGCUUGGCCCCAUGCGGUUCCCGCACACCAUCCACGACGCCGAGACCAACGAGACGUACCCGAUCAACGACCAGAAGAUGAUCUACCAGCUGGCCGACGUGCUCAACGAGAUCAACGCCAACGCCGGCGCCGACCCUUCCCUCCAGGUCAAGUUCAUCCCGUGGAUCCAGGUCUCGGACAACGCCCCCGUCGCGACCAAGGAGCGGCGUCCGGACGGCACCGUCCCGGGCCGCAAGGAGAUCGCCGCCGACCCCUCGCUCAUGACCAACACGACCUACUCCAACGCCACGGCCGCCAAGGAGGCCAUCCAGGCCCUGGACGACUUCAAGGCCCUGACCCCCGAAAGGGCCAGGUUCUACGCGACCAACGUCUUCAAGGCGCACAAGGAGGCCGUCGAGACGGGCAUGUUCGACUUCUCCGAGGUCGAGUACCUGCGCCACGUCAUCGGGACGGACCUGAACGUGACGGACGAGGUGACGCCGUCCAACAUCGUCUGGCCCAUGUGGGAGUUCGAGACGGUCUACUUCCUCGCCAACGAGUGGCGCACCGUCGACGGCGGCAUCAGCCGCCUGCCCGCCGCCUUUGAGAACAUCAUCAAGGGCCGCAUCGCAUACAAGACCAAGGUCUUCAGCGUCAAGUACAACGAGGACGCCAACAGCCUCGACGUGACGUGGCGCGAGACGGGCAGCAACCCGUGGCUCCGGAACGCGACGACGACGGAGCGGUUCGACUACGUCUUCAACAGCGUGCCCUUCAACCUGCUCAAGUACUGGGAGCUGCCGCCGCACUCGAGCCUGAUGCGCCGCGCCAUCGAGCGCACCGUCUUCCUCGGCGCCGUCAAGGUCGCCAUGCAGUACAAGACGCGCUUCUGGGAGCACCUGGACCAGCCCAUCAUCGGCGGCUGCGGGCGCACCGACAUCUACGGCAUCGGCCAGAUCUGCUACCCGUCCUACAACAUCAACGGCACCGGGCCCGGCGUGAUGCUCACGUCGUACGCGCCCGACGCGGACGCCGUCGUCGGCUGCGCGAUGCCGGUCGAGGAGCACAUCGCCUACAUCCAGCGGGCCAUGGUCGAGAUCCACGGCCCCGUCGCCGACGAAAUGUGGACGGGCAACUACGAGCGCCACUGCUGGGAGCAGGACGAGCACCACGCCGGCGCCUUCGCCGUGCCCAUCGUGCCGCAGCAGCAGCUGUACCUCCCGGCCUUCUGGCAGACCGAGUUCAACACCGUCUUCAUCGGCGAGCACACCAGCUUCACGCACUCGUGGGUCUUUAGCGCGCUCGAGAGCUCGACCCGGGGCGCCGUGCAGAUGCUGCUCGAUCUCGGCCUCGUCGACGAGGCCAAGCAGAUCACGCGCACAUGGAUGGCGAGGUGGAUUAGUGUCUGA
Molecule: messenger RNA, 2079 nt
Organism: Colletotrichum higginsianum IMI 349063
Lineage: Eukaryota; Fungi; Ascomycota; Sordariomycetes; Glomerellales; Glomerellaceae
Product: L-amino-acid oxidase
Exons: 2
Coding region: 1-2079 (692 amino acids)
Biological process (GO): amino acid catabolic process
Molecular function (GO): polyamine oxidase activity; L-amino-acid oxidase activity
Source: RefSeq, a predicted model, not a curated record